This is a messenger RNA of Trematosphaeria pertusa, 1500 nucleotides long. RefSeq names its product chitin synthase export chaperone. Lineage: Eukaryota; Fungi; Ascomycota; Dothideomycetes; Pleosporales; Trematosphaeriaceae. Gene Ontology annotation, cellular component: endoplasmic reticulum membrane. The coding region runs from base 227 to 1222 and encodes 331 amino acids. The record is from RefSeq and is a predicted model, not a curated record. The transcript has 3 exons. Gene Ontology annotation, biological process: protein folding.
CCUGAAACAACAUUCACUCCCUGACAACCAGACAUCACUCCGACCCACCCCGCCCACGCCUUCCGUCGCUGCUGUAUUCUUAUACAUUCACUCGUUACCCGCGCUCGCUCACCCAUCACGACUGGGGAACUCCACCGCCACCGCACGCCUCAGCCCACGCUGAGCGUCUUGUUUUCGGCCCCAUACAGACUGUCUCUCCAUCCGUCACUGUCCACCGAGCGACAAGAUGGGCUUCGGCGACUUCACUACAAUAUGCCAGAAGACGGCGAUACCAUUGUGCGCCCUUGUGGGUCACCAGGAGAUCAACGACGGCGCCGGCAUACAGGCGUCAUGUUACUCGCGGACCAUUGAGCUGGCAAACACACUCAUCUUCCAGGCCGCGAACGACUUCAUGCACAUUCUCGCCCUGAUCAUGACUGUUGUUAUGAUCAUCCACGUGCGCUCCAAAUUCACCGCUGUCGGUCGCAAAGAGAUCACAUCCUUCUUCUACAUUUACCUCGUCCUCACCGUCGUUUCGCUCGUCCUCGACGCCGGCGUCGCUGCCCCCGGCUCCGCAUCAUACCCGUACUUCGCUGCAGCGCAAAACGGCCUGACGUCUGCACUCUGCACCUCCCUGCUGAUCAACGGCUUUGUCGGCUUCCAGCUGUACGAAGAUGGAACAACGCUUUCAGUGUGGCUCCUGCGACUCUGCUCGCUAGGCAUGUUCAUCAUUGGCGGCGCCGUCUCACUCCUCACAUUCAAGGGCUGGGCCGGCUUGAGCCCCGAGAACCCGAUCGGCAUAUUCGUCGUUACAUACAUUGUGAACGCAAUUUGCCUCUUCGUUUACACCUGCAGCCAGAUCCUGCUCGUCGUGGGAACACUGGAGGACCGCUGGCCGAUGGGCGAUAUUGCCUUCGGCGUCUUCUUCUUCGUCAUUGGCCAGGUAAUCCUAUACGUCUUCAGCGACACCAUCUGCAACAACGUGCAGCACUACCUGGACGGUCUCUUCUUUGCGACCAUCUGCAAUCUACUGGCCGUCAUGAUGGUCUACAAGUACUGGGACUCCAUUACUCGCGAAGACCUCGAAUUCUCCGUCGGCGUCAAGGCGCACAACUGGGAGGUCAAGGAACUUAUUCCGGAAGAAGACAAGCGCGGCACCAUCUAUAACGAGUCCGAAUACGCCCCGUCGGUGUACACUCAGCCGUAUACCCGCACUUCGCACUACUCCGCAGUCGGACACUAACAUGCGCUUCGUUCGGAUUUUCUGCUUUCCAGAAUACCACUUUUUGUUUAUACUGAUGCGCUUGCAUGGCAUGGAGUUUCGGCGCGUGGGAGUUGCAGCACGGGACGCAUAAUCGACGUGUAUGGGUUCAGCAUCGCUUUUGGUUAAAAGCCUUUCACGAACGGGGCGUAGCCCUGGAGGGCAGGAUGUCACUGAGGAGCAAUUCGCGGAAAAGGUACUUGGCACAUGGCGACCCCAAUAGCUUAUAUGUAGUAAUAUCUAUCAUUUCGACAUCAGAG